Messenger RNA from Lindgomyces ingoldianus, 1194 nucleotides. RefSeq lists its product as uncharacterized. Gene Ontology annotation, molecular function: transcription coactivator activity; chromatin DNA binding. The record is from RefSeq and is a predicted model, not a curated record. The transcript is spliced from 3 exons. NCBI's taxonomy places the organism in Eukaryota, Fungi, Ascomycota, Dothideomycetes, Pleosporales, Lindgomycetaceae. Gene Ontology annotation, biological process: positive regulation of DNA-templated transcription. Bases 109 to 936 code for a protein of 275 amino acids. Gene Ontology annotation, cellular component: nucleus.
UCCACAUCCAAGCAAACUCGGGUCGAGGUGGGCUGCUGCAGCACCCAGCCCUCACUACUGUACGAUAUCCCAAGAGAGACGCCAGUCACGAGAGGACCAGACCAAAACAUGUCCAUAAACUGGGUGAUGCUUGCCGAAGCAGGCGGCUACACUCCCCUCCCUGGCGAACAGACACUCUACACAUCACCACCGAGAACCACGCUAUCUGUCCAGAGCAACACUCGCCUUCCCCCAAGCCAAGCAUACUCGGUGCAGUGUAGGUCAGGCAUAGUCUAUCUGACCAACAGACGAGUAAUCUACCUCCCCGUCACGCCCUCCCCCUCCCUCCAAUCCUUCGCCGUCCCCAUCCUCAACGUCUCAGACUCCCGCGUCACAGCCCCCUGGUUCGGCGCAAACAAAUGGGAAGCCGUGAUCCAACCCGUCUUCGGCGGCGGCAUACCCCCGCACCACGCGGAACUCGAACUCACCAUGGAAUUCCGGGAGGGUGGCGCAUUCGACUUUGCAACCACAUUUGAGCGGCUACGAGAGCGGCUACGGCAGGCUGUGGACGUAGCGAGGGAAAGCGGGUUUGCAACUGGCGAUGGUGCAGAGACGGGCGGUGGGCAGGGAGGAGGCGCGCUGCAGGGCGUGAAUCUCAAUUCAGUGCAUUUGGAAGAUUUGCCGGCGUAUGAGGAGUCGAGGGGGCAUGCGGUGCUGCGACCAGAGGAGGAGCUGCCAAGUCCACUGAUCGCCGGAGGGAGAGGGAGGGAGAGGGACAGUGGGGUGGGGACGGAGCCUGAGACGACGAAUAAAGAGAGUCCGUUGGGGAGUCCACAGCAGGAGGGUUUCCAGCCACCGUCGGAACCGCCACCAGGGUAUGAGGAAGUGCAACGGGAUAGUGUGGCGGAUGAAUUGGAAAGGAUGCUAAGAAGGGCGGAGGAACGAGAAGAGCGAUGAUGUCAGUCAGGGACGAUUGAUUAUUGCUGUUAUAAUUCGGUGGGAAGUGUGCAUCUACUGUGUGUGUAUUUACACUCCGAAGCACGGCGUUGACAGGAAAGACCACUCUAUGAUUACUUGCACAAUGGAAUGUCACGAGGACUAUCCGGGGCGGCAUUUUGGAACUUUUCUUGCACGAGGUCAGCCGGCAUCGGGCGGCUCUUUGGUCGAGAACUAGGAUCUAACGUCCUGAAUAAUGAUAUUUCAUUUUCGACACCA